Phyllostomus hastatus (greater spear-nosed bat) is the source of this 2135-nucleotide messenger RNA. RefSeq names its product patr class I histocompatibility antigen, A-126 alpha chain-like. Gene Ontology annotation, cellular component: external side of plasma membrane. Gene Ontology annotation, biological process: antigen processing and presentation of endogenous peptide antigen via MHC class I via ER pathway, TAP-independent; immune response; positive regulation of T cell mediated cytotoxicity. The coding region runs from base 332 to 1798 and encodes 488 amino acids. NCBI's taxonomy places the organism in Eukaryota, Metazoa, Chordata, Mammalia, Chiroptera, Phyllostomidae. The transcript is spliced from 8 exons. The record is from RefSeq and is a predicted model, not a curated record. Gene Ontology annotation, molecular function: signaling receptor binding; peptide antigen binding.
GACUUCCAAGGAUACAGACAAGAAGUGAGCCUUGCAAACUAUAAAUAUAAGCAGAUUCACUCUUCUCACUAUGUUGUUUGUUUUGUUUUGUUUUGUUUUGUUUUUUUGUGAAAUGGCUAUUUUUCACAAAAAUAUUAUUUCUGUUAACAUAGUUUAUUAAUACUAUUCUAAAUGAAUUAAAAACUUUGUCAAACUGUUUUAUUCCUUGUAUGGUAAAUAUUGAUAGCUAUAACGCACACAAACAAAAUCAUUUUUGGGAUUCUCCCUAAUUUGUAAGACUCUAUAGAUACUCUGACACCGAAAUGUUUUGACAGUCGCUGAAUAAAACAGCAUGUGGACCAGGACUCUGGGAGACAGCGGGAGAGUCCUCCGUGCACCGGGAGGGCACAGCGCAAAGUCUCGGGUCCCUAGACCUGGCUGCCAGGGUCUCAUCCCAAGGACUGAGCCUGGACGCUCAAUGCUCCGGGGUCAUCUCCCCAGGGAUUUCCCUUCUUCCUCUGGUGGCUUCUUCUGCCUGGAUACUCAUAACGCUAGAGUAGUUCUCACUUCAAUUGGGUGGUGGGCUCUACAGAGGCCAAUCAGCAUCAACGUGGUUCCGGAUAUACUGACCACACCGAGAAGUAAAACUCAUUCUCUCCAAACUAUCAGGGUCCGGGUGUUGGGCCCCCGAGCUCUGCUACUGCUGCUCUCGGGGACCCUGGCGCUGACCGAGACCUGGGCGGGUCCCCACACGAUGAGUAUUCUCAGCAUCGCCGUGUACGGAUCAGGCCGCGGGAAGUCCCGGUUCAUCGGAGUCAGCCAGGUGGACGACACGGAGAUCCUGCGGUUCGACAGCGACGCCCGGAACCCCAGGCUGGAGCCGCGGGUGCUGUGGAUGGAGCAGCGGUGGAUGGAGAAGGAGAUGCCAGAUUAUUGGAACCAGGAGACAGGGGUUUGCCAGCGCGAGGCACAGAUUAACGAAGGGAACCUGAACAAGCUGCGCGCCCACUACAACCAGAGCGAGGACGUGUCCCACACUUGGCAGGAAAUGAGCCGCUGCUUCGUGGGAUCUGAUGGACGCUUCCUCCGGGGGUUCAGUCGGUUCGCCUACCACGGCACCGCCUACUUCGCCCUGAACGAGGACCUGCGCUCCUGGACCGUGGUCAACACGGCGGCCCCGAAAACCUGGCGCAAGUUGGUGGAUCUCCCUGAUGCGGAAGAGAAGAGGUUAUUUCUGGAGAGACUCUGCGUGCACUGGCUUAACCAGCUCCUGGAGAAGGGGAAGGAGUCGCUGCUCAGAGCAGACCCUCCAAAGACACACCUGACCCACCACCUCAUCUCUGACCACAAGGUCACCCUGAGGUGCUGGGCCCUGGGCUUCUACCCUGCGGAUAUCACCCUGACCUGGCAGCGUGAAGGGGAGGACGUGACCCAGGACAUGGAGCUGGUGGAGACCAGGCCUGCAGGGGAUGGGACCAUCCAGAAGUGUGCAGCUGUGGUUGUGCCCCCUGGAGAGGAGCAGAGAUACAUGUCCCAUAUGCAGCAUGAGGGACUGCCUGAGCCCCUGACCCUGAGAUGGGACCCCCCUCCUCAGACCUCCAUCACCCUCAUGGGCAUCCCUGCUGCCCUGGGUCUCCUUGGAGGUGCUGCUGCUGCAGCUGUGGCCGCUGGAGCUGUGCUGUGGAGGAGGAAGGGCUCAGGCAAAGGCAGGGAGAGGUGCACUCAGGCUGCCUUCAGCGACAGUGCCAAGGGCUCUGAAGUGUCUCUCACAGCUCCUAAGGACAUAGGUGUGGACGCGAUGAUGACAUUAAAGCCGUGAGCGUGGAUGAGGCCUCCAAGGGAGCCAGGACUGUGGAAGACGAAAGAACAAGGACUGGACACUGCACCUCCCUGUCCCAACAGUGGGGACGUUCAUCCUGGUGACCCACCCAGGUUGGUGACAGUCAGGUGUCCCUGUCAUACAGUCACCAUUUGGUGUGUGUCAUUCAUCAGUAAUUUACAGGGAGAUAUUCUGAGAUUGUCCUGCUGUGCUCUUCACCACUUCUACACUCACCCUCCUUAGCCCCUCUCAUACCUUCCACCCAAGUCAGCGAAAAUAUUAUGUUUGUCCUGUACUAGCCCUGAGUAGUUUUCACUCAGAUGUACAGUAUAGGGAA